AUGGCUGCCGAACCAAGCACAAUCCAGCCGGACGAGCCCUCCUAUAUCGACUACGAAGCCUUCCUCUCUCCCGACUUCUCUCCCGCCCAGUUUGCCAACACGCUCGUCGUGUCGACCAACAACCCCAACGACACACCACUCGAUCUCUCCACGCCGCUGUCACGAGUUCUUUUCGACGCGCAAGAGGUCGACUCGCACAUCGACCUGCUGACCACCCGUUCCGCGGUCCCCUUGUUAGAAUACACACGGGCGCAAAACGAGGCCAGCCAGCGCAUUGUUUCAGAGCUCGACACCCAAAUCAAGAGCCUCGACGACAGCUACAAGCAAUUGGAGAGGGAGGUUAUCGACAAACAUGCCGAGGCAGAUGAAGUUCGACAAGUUGCCCUACGACUGUGGGAGACACUACGUCUCGGUAGAUCCGUUGGUCGCUGUCUCCAGCUCGGACGCCAGUUGGAAGUCCAACAGUCCGAGCUAGGCGGCCCUGGAAGCAAGGAAGAUCACGGAGCACUCGUUCGAUGUUCAUACACUAUCCUGUCUCUCCGCGAGGUUCUUGAUGCUACCGGACCAGGCGAGGAAGGCCACGGCCUGGGCAAAGUCGAUGCCAUCCGCUCUCUCCAAGAUGCUGUCAUUUCGCCCAUUGAGCGAUCCGUCCGCGAAACAGCCGAGAGGUUCGUACGCGAGUUCUCCAUCCCCAACAACACAACCUUUGCCCAGGGGGAAGAAGCAAAAGCCAAGCUAGAAUCCGCCAUGGCAGCCUUGUAUCUCCUCUCGCCCACACACGGUGUCAAGCCCGACCGCUGGUCGCCGCGCCUCCUCCUCACCGCCCUAGACAACUACAUUCGAUCGGCCCUCCAAACGAGCAUCACCUCGCUGUCUCGUUCCCUCGGACAACUCCCUUCUCUAGACCGGGCCUUGUACGACGUUACGUCCAAGUGUCAAAACAUUAUUGCCCUCGAAAUCAUCCUGCACGCCACCAAACCCCCUGCUCACCCGCUACUCCCGGCGGCAUCACCCCACAAGCAUCCAAGCCUCAUCCAGCCGCUCCUUGCUCAUCUCGAAACGGGAUCCUUGGCAUCGUACUUUUGGCGCACCAUUGCGAGCAGUCUGGCCUCUCGAGUUCAGGACAUUGUUAACAGAGGUGGCGUUGUUGCCCGAUCACUGAAGUCGAAUAAGGCCAACGUCGGGGAUGCUAUUCGCCAGGCUGUGAUUAACGGCUCGCAGCCACCGGGAGCGUUUGCCACGGGGCGGAAUAAGGAGAAGGCCGCGGAGGCGAAUUGGGAUAGGGAGAUUGCUGUCAUGGUGGGGAGCGUGACGAAUAAUUUGCGAUGA
Molecule: messenger RNA, 1329 nt
Organism: Metarhizium brunneum ARSEF 3297
Lineage: Eukaryota; Fungi; Ascomycota; Sordariomycetes; Hypocreales; Clavicipitaceae
Gene: COG5
Product: Conserved oligomeric Golgi complex subunit 5
Biological process (GO): intra-Golgi vesicle-mediated transport
Cellular component (GO): COG complex
Source: RefSeq, a predicted model, not a curated record